Messenger RNA from Exserohilum turcica Et28A, 1814 nucleotides. RefSeq lists its product as uncharacterized. The coding region runs from base 1 to 1773 and encodes 590 amino acids. Gene Ontology annotation, cellular component: nucleus. The transcript is spliced from 3 exons. The record is from RefSeq and is a predicted model, not a curated record. Gene Ontology annotation, biological process: regulatory ncRNA-mediated heterochromatin formation. Gene Ontology annotation, molecular function: siRNA binding. Lineage: Eukaryota; Fungi; Ascomycota; Dothideomycetes; Pleosporales; Pleosporaceae.
AUGUUUCGACGUAUAGAAGACACCAUGGAGCCCGAUGCCUCGUUCCCAGCCGACCUCAAGAAGCUGGGCUUCUUCGUCAACACCACAGGCCAUAUCCGCAUGAUCAACGCACCGGAAAAGCCCUUCUUGUAUCACGCCACAAACAAUGAGCGCGUCAACGAGGUACGCCGUGAGGCCAUGCAGGCUUGCCAGCGUAUGGAAGUAGAAGUUCGCCUGGCUUCUCUCGGACUCAAGCGCAUCUACCUCCCGGCCUUCACUCUGGAAAAGCCCAACGGACCACAUGUGCCCAUUCUUGCUCCUGUGCCUGAGACGCUCAAGAAGCGUAAGCGUGUCAUUGUGCUAGUCAACAGCACCCUGCAAGACCUCGGCAUCUUAUCUUAUGGGGAGCUACAAAGGGACCUGGGCAUCAAUGGCGGGUCCGUCGUCAACUUCGUCAAGGAGAUGGUCAAGCGCUCUAGAGAUGAUGCUGAUGAGCAGAAUGCCGACAUCUUUGAGGAUGGCUACAGGCUUGCAGACGACAGUCUUACACCAGGAUUGGUGGUCAUGAACACAGCCCAGUUCCUUUAUUCUCACAAACACAACCAGGCCAUGACUCUACGCAGCUGGUCUGCUAUGCUGCGCAAGUCCAUUGCACACGACAUGAUCCGCAUCCACACUACGGAGAAUCACGUGCAGGGCCACCGAACUGCCCAAGAACAUGUCAAAACUGUUUUUGACCAAGUCAUUUGCAAUCCUGAUCGAGUCGCCGCCGAUGCCGACGUCUACUUGAUUGCUAUUGAAGAUGGUAAUGAGCAUGUUUUGAAUCUGCUUGCAGAAGACUUCGAGAAAUACGGAACCCGCAUCACAGCAAUGGCAUUGAUUAAUUCCCUCAUGGAAGACUCACAGAUCAAGGAUCCCCGACUCCGAGCUUUCCUACAUCAGCGCGCCCGGCAAUGGAAGUUCAGCGAUGUCACGCCUAACCCACUGCAUUGCACAGACCUACCUGAAGGCUACGAGCAGGAUUUCAAUGACGACUAUCAUCUGGAUAUGUCGAAGCACAUUGCCUGGCACGAAGAAGUUCCCAACGGUCCCAUAGCAGCCAUACAAAAGACGCUUCGUCAUGUCUCUCUCGCCUCCACCGCACCAAAACAAGCACAGCCAGCCCCCUCCUCGUCGGGAGCCGGUGAAGCAACUGUAGAGUGGUCAUCCGGCCAAAGAGUCGUAUGUCCCACCUUCGGUGGCGGUCCCAGCCCAUCUGGCGAAUCCAUCUUGACGCAUCGUCCAGUUCAACACGCCGUCCUCUCCUUUUUCGAACAAGUGUCUCAAGACCCUGAGAACUACCGCAACAAAAAUCUCAUAGUGUACAAAGAAGCACCAAAGCCCAGUCCCGACAACCCGCUUGCACUGUUCGCUGAAGACGCAGAGAACAACACAUCUUCCGUCUCGGAUGAUAAAACUACAGCGACAACGAUUGAGCAAGCAGAACUCAGCGAGGGCAAAGAGGAACUGAUGAGACUGCGACAAGCGCUAAAUGCGUGUCCGGACGAUAUGCCCGAGUUGGAGAGUGGUCGCGAGAAACUAGCUAGGAAGAUUGCAAAGCUGGAAUGCCAAUUGCAGGCUAUGGAAGAGAAGGAGAAGAAGGCAUUGGAAGCAGCAGCAGCAGUUCAAGCAGCAGCGCAACAGACUGAGCCUCAGGUGUGGAGACCAGAAGUCCAAGGGGCAAAGGUGCCAUUUGCGGGGACUACGGUGGAUAGCGAGUUACUGAGGGCAGCGGGACUGAUGGAAUCUUCGUGAGUGAAGGAGUGAGUGAGUGUGUGGAGGUGAGAGGAAGGGGC